Molecule: messenger RNA, 715 nt
Organism: Vigna radiata var. radiata (mung bean)
Lineage: Eukaryota; Viridiplantae; Streptophyta; Magnoliopsida; Fabales; Fabaceae
Product: non-specific lipid-transfer protein 1
Exons: 2
Coding region: 189-563 (124 amino acids)
Biological process (GO): lipid transport
Cellular component (GO): membrane
Molecular function (GO): lipid binding
Source: RefSeq, a predicted model, not a curated record
GCCACCACCUAUGUUCUCAUCCGCAAACGCUAUGUUAGACUCUAUCCUAGUCUCUUGGUCUCAUAUGAUCUAUAUAAACCCUAGUUUUUCGCAGCAAUUGUAUUCUGCAAGGAAAAAAGCAAUAAAUUCCACGUCCAAGCAAAUAAACAUCACAACAACAACUUUACAAAUUGUUACUCUAAGUUCUGAUGGCUGCUCUCAAAUUUUCAAGCGUGGUUGCGGUGAUGUGCAUGGUGUUAGUGACUACACCCUUCACACAUUCGACCACGUGCAGCGAAGUGGUGAGUGCCAUAUCCCCAUGCCUCAAUUACCUUCGGGGUCCUGGCGGAGUGCCACCGGCGAAAUGCUGCGGAGGAGUGAGGAGCCUCAACAGGGCUGCGAGGACCACCGCCGACCGCCGGACCGCGUGCAAUUGCCUGAAAUCGUCUGCUGAUUCCAUUUCUGGGCUUAAUUUCAAUACCGCAGCUUCACUCCCAGGAAGAUGUAGAGUGAGGAUCCCCUACCAGAUUAGCCGUUCCACCAACUGCAACGGGUAUGUUGCACAAUAUUGCAGGAUCAGGUGAUGGCUAAUUGAUCCGGAGAAGAAAGAAAUGGAAGGUGUAUGUAUGUAUGAUAUCUGAUUGUGUUGAAGAACUAAAUAAAUCAAACGGUGAUGAACACUUAUGUGAGUGUUCUUUGUAUCAUUAUGUAUUAACUUCAAACUUUGUUCUACUUA